Messenger RNA from Miscanthus lutarioriparius, 858 nucleotides. The record is from the annotation of a GenBank genome assembly. NCBI's taxonomy places the organism in Eukaryota, Viridiplantae, Streptophyta, Magnoliopsida, Poales, Poaceae.
AUGAGGAAGCGUGAGCGAGAGAACCCGUGCGGGAUCUGUGGGCACUACCACAAGUACGAGGAGGGGGAGGUGUGCGGCGUCUGCGGGCACCGCCCACCUGCAGCGUCACCAGCUGGGGCGAGGCAGCAGGACUCGGCGUUCCCGUCCGAGAUCCUCAAGGAGUUCCUCUUCCUCGGCAGCUACGACAACGCCUCCCGCUCGGAGCUCCUCAAGACCAUCGGCGUCUCGCACAUCCUCAAUACUGUACCUUUAUGCCAAAAUCUUUACCGGAAUUCAUUCACUUAUCACUGCCUUCAAGAGGAUAAGACUCUGCAGUUUGAUGAUGCAAAUCAGUUUCUAGAGCAAUGUGAGAGGGAGAAAGCACGCGUCCUAGUCCAUUGCAUGUCAGGGAAAAGUAGAUCGGCAGCAUUUGUAAUAGCCUUCUUGAUGAAGUCGAGAGGUUGGAGAUUGGCACAAUCCUUUCAGUGGGUGAAAGAGCGGAGACCACAAGUGCAACUGUCUGAUGCAGCACAGCAGCAGCUGAUUGAUUAUGAAAUGAAGAUUUUUGGUUCUAAUAAUGUCAGCAUACCAGCUCAACCUUUUCCACCAGUGGAUUCGUACCCUUCUCUUGGAUUUGGUUUUCCAAAACCAGCAGGCGACAUCCAAGUGCCUACCUUUAACCAGCAGGCUCCAGCAUCUGUCUUUGAGCGCGUUACCCCGAACAGCUUCCCUAGUAAUUUCACAUUCGGAGCUGAAAGAACUAAUGAGGCGAAACUUCCAGAUAGCAACAAUUUCGGUGUGAUAAACUCGUCUGGGAGUGAUAGCAUGAUGGACAGCUCCUACGAUGGUUUUGCCUUCAUUGAUACACAAAAGAAAUGA